GGCUUGAAAGCAAACAUAUACAUACAUACAUAUAGGAAGAGAGUUAGAGCGAUGAUUAUAAUGCUAAACAGGUUCAUUGGUUUAUCGGCUGCGAUCGUGGGUCGGAGCAGUCGGAUCAGCGGCUUUGCGUUCUCGCCGCUUCUUAAAGCUGGAAAUCAGAACCAGAAUCGCACAAUGUCCGCUGGCAAGGCUUUCAAGGUACUGGUGACACACCCCGAGGUGCCCCAGGAGGGCAUUGAUCUGCUAAAGGAGAACUGCGAGAUCAUCCAGGUGCAGAGUGUUCCCACCAACAGGGCGGAGCUGCUGGAGAAAAUCCGUGGCGUGGAUGGCGUUCUCUGGGGUGGACACCAACCCCUCAAUGCCGAGGCCCUCGAUGCUGCCGGCCCUCAGCUUAAAUCCAUCUCCACCAUGUCGGCGGGCAUCGACUACGUCGAUGUGCCGGAGGUCAAGAGGCGCAAGAUCCCGCUGGGACACACGCCCACCGUUCUCAACACCGCCGUGGCGGAUUUGGCAGUGGGUCUCCUCAUUGCCGCCAGUCGCCGUUUCCACGAGGGUCGCAAGAAGAUCGACAACGACCAGUGGGAAAACUACCAUCUUAACUGGCUGUUGGGCCAGGAUAUCCGUGACUCCACCGUGGGAUUCUAUGGCUUCGGAGGUAUUGGUCAGGCUAUUGCCAAGCGCUUGUCUGGAUUCGACAUUGACAAGGUGCUGUACACUACACGCCGUCGUGUUCACAAGGAGAUCGAGGAGGAGUUCAAUGCCAAGAAAGUGGACUUCGAUACCCUUCUGGCCGAGAGUGACUUUAUUGUGAUCGCUUCUCCUUUGACCAAGGACACACAAGGCGUCUUUAAUGCCACCGCCUUUAACAAGAUGAAGCAGACUGCAGUGCUGAUUAAUAUUGCCAGAGGCAAAAUUGUCAACCAGGAUGACCUCUACGAGGCUUUGAAGUCCAACCGAAUCUUUUCCGCCGGACUCGACGUCACGGAUCCGGAACCUUUGUCGCCCACGGAUAAGCUCUUGACGCUUGACAAUGCUGUCGUCCUGCCCCACAUUGGAUCAGCCACAAAGCGCACCCGUGCCGACAUGUCCACCAUUGCUGCCCAUAAUGUGCUCCGCGGCUUGGCUGGGGAGCCCAUGCUGUCGCCCGCGUACUAGUAGAUUUACAUACAAUUAUGGAAAAUAUGGCUUUCCAGCGCUGCUUACCAGUUUGGGAUGCCAGCCCAAAAAGGCCUUGACUUGUCAGUAGAUGUGAAAAUAAAGUUGCAAAGAAAAAAAACAA
This is a messenger RNA of Drosophila santomea, 1279 nucleotides long. RefSeq names its product glyoxylate reductase/hydroxypyruvate reductase. Gene Ontology annotation, molecular function: hydroxypyruvate reductase (NADH) activity; NAD binding; hydroxypyruvate reductase [NAD(P)H] activity. Gene Ontology annotation, cellular component: cytosol. NCBI's taxonomy places the organism in Eukaryota, Metazoa, Arthropoda, Insecta, Diptera, Drosophilidae. Bases 52 to 1155 code for a protein of 367 amino acids. The transcript is spliced from 5 exons. The record is from RefSeq and is a predicted model, not a curated record.